Molecule: messenger RNA, 1494 nt
Organism: Arvicola amphibius (Eurasian water vole)
Lineage: Eukaryota; Metazoa; Chordata; Mammalia; Rodentia; Cricetidae
Gene: Ttc29
Product: tetratricopeptide repeat domain 29
Exons: 11
Coding region: 1-1416 (471 amino acids)
Molecular function (GO): protein binding
Source: RefSeq, a predicted model, not a curated record
AUGACCACCUUCCCCCCAGUUCCUGUGGCGCGUACAAGGCUCACAGUCUUGGCCAGGCAGAAACUGCCAUGCUCUCCAGGAAAAAUUCCAAGGGCUCGAUUGAUCAAAGAGAAAGACGACAUAGAUCAUUACCUGGAGCAGAAUUUCAAAGGCCUGUCGAAGGAAGAGGUUGCUGCCCACAGGAACUCAUACAAGAAGAGCAUCUGUGUGGACAUGCUGCGUGACGGCUACCACAAGUCCUUCACCGAGCUCUUCACCCUGAUGGAGCAGUGGGACGCGCUGCGGCACGCCGCUGAGGUGCGGUCCCUCUUCUGGAUGCAGAGGCCGCUCGAGGAGCAGCCGGACAAGCUGGACAAUUUCUACUACUACCUGACCAGGGCCGAGGCCGCGGAGAGGCAGGAAUACUAUGAAGAAGUGUAUAACAACUUAUACGCUCUGGCCUGUUACUUCGAUAAUUCUGAAGACAAGUGGGUGCGGAAUCACUUCUAUGAACGGUGUUUUAAUGUUGCUCAGCUGAUCAAAAUUGAUGGUGGGAAGAAAGAAGCAGAGGCGCAGGCGCACAUGGGCCUUCUGUUCGAGGAAGAGGGUGAGCUACUGGAAGCGGCCCAGCACUAUGAAGCAUUCCAUGAAUUGACACAGGGCCGGAUAUGGAAGGAUGAGGCAGGCCACUAUCUCAACUUGCUCGCCUGUGAAAGCCUCGUGAGGACCUACAGACUGCUCUCAGACAAAAUGCUGGAAAACAAAGAAUAUAAACAGGCCAUCAAAAUUCUAAUAAAAGCUUCUGAAAUAGCCAAAGAAGGAAGUGACAGGACCAUGGAAGGAGAAGCUGCUCUCUACCUGGGCUCAGCCUACAUGUCUGCUGGAGAAUAUGAAACCGCACUCACAGUGCUGCGCAGGUACAGCGAGAUUGCUACCAGCAUGGAUGAUGAUCUGAACCUGGGGAAAGCCUACGAGGCGAUCGCCAAGGUCCUGCAGAGCCAAGGACAGAUGACAGAAGCAAUUAAAUACCUGGAAAAGGUUGUGAAAAUUGCAAGGAACAACUUUCAAAGCCUCGACGUGAUACGAGCAAGCACGAUGCUAGGCGACAUCUACAAUGAAAAAGGGCAGUACAGCAAGGCUUCCGAGUACUUCCAGCAAGCUUUCAGCACCACUGUGGAGCUCAUGAAAACGGCGCUGAUGGAUGAAACCAAAGUUCACUAUGGCAUAGCCAGAGCCCACCAGCUGAUGCUGACCAUGACGGGUUACAUAGAGGCGGCAGAUAUGGACAGCCUCAACUGCCUGCUGGCCUGGAAGGAAAGCAGAACGCAAAUCAAAUAUGACCCAGUUCUGGGAGAGACUAGAAGAGCCACAGAAGAUAGCAUAUAUCAAUACCCAGAUAAUCAGGAAGAAACAAGAAGAUCUCCAGAUAACCAAUAAAAUGAAGCUUAAGUGACUCAACAUCAAGGCAAGAAGAAAUUGAGGUGGGCUGCAUCUGAGAGGAGCAUGCGAGGAGGG